AUGCGGAUGUUUCGGAUAGCUGUUUCAGCAUUUUUAGCUGGCGAGACACUAUUCGCCAACGCCCAGGAACAGAAGCCACUAACCGGAGUUGAUGAACUGCCAGGCUCAAACUUUGACGUCCGCGAACAGUCUCCUGGCCUCUGUGAUGCUGGGUCUCGGCAAUGGACGGGCACAGUCAACGUUACGGCCGACAAGUCUAUGUUUUUCUGGUACUUUGAGAGCCGACGCAACCCAGAAACAGACCCAUUGUUACUAUGGAUGAGUGGUGGUCCAGGUGCAGCGGGAGAGAUGGGACUGUUCAUGGGUAGUGGCCCUUGCUCUGUAAACCGUGACGGAAACUCGACUAAGCGUCUCGAAUAUUCUUGGAUCGAUCAAGCAAACGUCGUCUACAUCGACCAACCAGUGGGUGUCGGCUUCUCACAGAUAACAGAUCGAGAUCAGAUCGCCGUGACCCUGAAACAGGGAGCCCAAGAUGUGUACUCAUUCUUGUCGACACUAUCACAUGAUGUCUUCCCGGAACUUGCCGGACGGCCGUGGCAUAUAACGGGAGAGUCGAUGGGAGGUCACUACGUCACUGCUUACACACAAUACAUAGCAUCUCUCGAGCGAGAGAAUGCCAAGAAGGGCCUCGAGCCUCGUAUCAACAUCUCAUCAGCCGUCAUCUUGGAUGGGUACAUCGACGCGACUCGCCAAUUUGUCGGCUACUACGACUUCUUUUGCACAGACUGGGCGUCUGAUGGCCGUAAGACACCCCUGAUGAACGAUACCGCCUGCGCUGCAAUGGAAGCCGCGAUACCCACCUGCGAGGUGAUGGCAGCUCGUUGUAGAGAGUCCUACGAUAUCGACAUUUGCCGUGCCGCAAACGAGGUUUGCGAGGAGACUCUUGGCAAGUAUCUCCUUGAUGGAGUACGCCCUGGAGGAUGGGAUCCCUAUGACAGCCGACAUCCGUGUGAGAUUCCUCCUAUAUGCUCGAACCUUGCAUAUGGGCCUACUUGGAAGUAUUUCAAUCGCAAUUGGGUCCAGAAAAAACUCGGAUUUCACAAUUUCCCAUUUAAUCUGAUUGACUUUGACGUGGGCGAGCGCUGGGAGAAGGAUGGACAUAUACAUCUCCCCGUGACUCGGGAGCUAACCUGGAUUCUUGACGAGACAGACAUCAAAGUUCUGUUCAUCAACGGAAAUAAUGACAUUAUUAUAAACACGCCGGGCCAAAUGCGAAUGUUGGAUGAGCAACCUUGGAAGGGCCAGGCACAGUAUCAGAACCUCGGCUACAAGGACUGGCACUUUAGUGACGGUGAAGUCACAACAGAUGUAGAAGGAUGGGGCGUAAGGAGAGGGGGCUUCUGGAAAGGGACGGAUCGGUUGAGGUUCUACUCGGUUGACGAAGCUGGGCAUCUUUCCGCUUACCAUCAGCCAGAAGCCAUCGGUGCCAUUUUGCGAUGGUGGCUUGAUGAAUACUAG
Messenger RNA from Fusarium keratoplasticum, 1458 nucleotides. RefSeq lists its product as uncharacterized. The record is from RefSeq and is a predicted model, not a curated record. Gene Ontology annotation, biological process: proteolysis. Lineage: Eukaryota; Fungi; Ascomycota; Sordariomycetes; Hypocreales; Nectriaceae. The coding region runs from base 1 to 1458 and encodes 485 amino acids. The transcript is spliced from 6 exons. Gene Ontology annotation, cellular component: fungal-type vacuole. Gene Ontology annotation, molecular function: serine-type carboxypeptidase activity.